UUCCUGUGUUCGCUUCAUAAUGAGAAGCUUCUCUUUGAUGCAGAUGGAAUUCACAGUUAAACCGAAAACAGACAUUGUUGUUAAGAAUAAUUUAGUUGUGAUACAAUCUGUAGCAGAGGGACUUCGUUUGCGUUAUUGAAAAGCCGUUUGCAAGUGGUUUUACUUUUUUUUCUCUCCGUCAUGGAACAAAGGGAGCGUUCUCGGACAAAAUGGAUUACAUACGCGACGCUUCUGAUCUCGUUUUGGACCUGCGCCAAGGGACAAUUUAGAUAUUCUGUAAACGAGGAGGUUCAAGAAGGAACAGUUGUUGGAAAUAUCGCAAAGGAUUUAGGUCUGGAUAAAGCGACGCUGAAAGAGAGGGGGGUCCGUAUUGUAUACGGCUCGACAGAGCCUCCUUUCACAGUCAAUCAGCAUGAUGGCUUCUUGUUUGUGAACCGAAAAAUAGACCGAGAGGAGAUCUGCGACCGCAGCAAGGUUUGUGUGAUUGAUUUAAAAACUGUGCUGCAAAACCCGCUGGAGAUCCAUCACGUGUCUGUGGAGAUUCUGGAUGUAAAUGAUCACGCGCCGAGCUUUCCGGAGAAUAAAAGCACCAUGGUGAUUUCUGAAUCUGCAUUGCCAGGAGCUAAAUUUCUGCUAAAAAAUGCUCAUGAUGCUGACAGUGGGUUAUUAUCUGUUCAGCAGUAUAAGCUGAGCCCAAAUGAACAUUUCCGUUUGGAAGUGAAAGAUCGGGGUGAGGACCGUAAAACACCAAAUUUGGUUCUUGAAAAGUCACUUGAUAGAGAAUCAGUAAAAAGUCACGUGUUACUGCUGACAGCGUUAGAUGGAGGAAAACCUGCAAAGUCUGGAAACAUGACAAUAAUAGUAAAUGUGUCUGAUGUUAAUGAUAAUCCGCCAGUUUUUAGUCAGGAGUCAUAUUCUGUGUUUUUAAAAGAAAACUCUCCUAUUGGCACAACUGUCAUUCAGAUUAAUGCGACAGAUUUAGAUGAAGGUUCAAAUGGGGAGGUUGUGUAUUCAUUUGGCAAGGAUGUAGAUCCACGUGUGCGUGACGUUUUCAAUUUAAAUCCAGUCACUGGAAUCAUUUAUGUGGCAGGAGCAUUAGAUUUUGAAGAGACCGCAAGAUUAGAAAUUGAUAUUGAGGCAUCAGACAAAGGUGCAGUUGCCAUGAAAACCGACAAAACAAUAAUAAUUAUUAUUAUUGACGUAAAUGAUAACGAGCCAGAGAUUGAAGUGACGUCAUUCUCACAUGCACUGCCUGAAGAUUCAAAGCCAGGUACAACAGUGGCUUUAAUUAGUGUUACAGAUUCUGAUUCAGGUCUCAAUGGAAAAGUGAUAUGUUCCAUUAACAAAGAUCUUCCGUUUCUGCUCACUCCAUCUUUGCAAAAAAAUAUGUACUCUUUGGUAACUAAACACAUGCUUGACAGAGAGCAGCAGUCUCAAUAUAACAUAAUCAUUUUUGCAAAAGACGCAGGAGAACCAUCCUUAUCUUCAGAAAAGAACAUAGAAAUAAUAAUAUCAGAUGUUAAUGAUAACCGACCAGUGUUCUCACAGAGUCCUUAC
Molecule: messenger RNA, 1557 nt
Organism: Austrofundulus limnaeus
Lineage: Eukaryota; Metazoa; Chordata; Actinopteri; Cyprinodontiformes; Rivulidae
Product: protocadherin alpha-13
Biological process (GO): homophilic cell-cell adhesion
Cellular component (GO): plasma membrane
Molecular function (GO): calcium ion binding
Source: RefSeq, a predicted model, not a curated record